Molecule: messenger RNA, 4755 nt
Organism: Pelobates fuscus (common spadefoot toad)
Lineage: Eukaryota; Metazoa; Chordata; Amphibia; Anura; Pelobatidae
Gene: NECAB1
Product: N-terminal EF-hand calcium binding protein 1
Exons: 13
Coding region: 300-1349 (349 amino acids)
Biological process (GO): regulation of amyloid precursor protein biosynthetic process
Cellular component (GO): cytoplasm
Molecular function (GO): calcium ion binding
Source: RefSeq, a predicted model, not a curated record
UUGCUUUUCGCAUCAGUGUAAAAUGUGUCCCAGUAUGUAGCAUAAUCCCAAAGUAUGUACGAGAUAGUGAGGUUUCUAAUGAGAUUUGGAAAAAGGGGGAGUUUGUGAGGUAUUUAUCUGGAGGAAGAUAACACUUGGGAGGGACAAAUUGAAGGAGGCUCAGCAAAAAGCAGAUUGCUGCUGAGUAUCUGCACCACAAGCUAGUCAACCUGUGAUACUCAGAACACAGAACGUUAACUGGGAUCCCAGUCCUGAGCACUAUACAUUAUAGGCAAUCUUGGCCAGUUCAGUCUCAAGCCAUGGAUGUCCAGGAGAUGUCCUCUCCCUCAAGGACCGAUUCUUCAGAAGAACUGUGCUCAUCUGCACAACUAACUAAAGGCAUGUCUAUCUUCCUAGAUAUACUGAGACGAGCAGAUAAGAAUGAUGAUGGGAAACUAUCCUUUGAUGAAUUCAAGGCUUACUUCGCUGAUGGAAUUCUUAGUGCUGACGAGCUGAGCGAACUUUUCCACAAGAUCGAUACUCACAAAACUGAUAACCUGGACACAGAAGAAUUAUAUGAUUACUUUUCCCAGCAUUUGGGGGAAUAUGAAAGUGUGCUUGCGGCAUUGGAAGAUCUAAAUCUUUCCAUAUUAAAGGCGAUGGAUAAAACAAAGAAACGAUAUCAAAAUGCUUCAAAACUGGAACAGUUUGUGACACGUUUUUUGUUAAAGGAAACAUUGAACCAGCUGCAGUCACUUCAGAACUCUUUAGAAUGUGCCAUGGAAACCACCGAAGAACAGACACGUCUGGAAAGACAAGGUCCAGCAAAACCAGAAGUGCUUUCCAUCCCUUGGUCAGGGAAGCGAUCUAAUCGAAGGCUCCAAAGGAACAAUAGUUUUUCUCCAAACAGUCCACAGUUUAACAUUGGCUUGUUAGAUGAAGACAACCAGUGGAUGACCCAGAUAAACAGACUUCAGAAACUAAUUGACAGACUGGAGAAGAAGGAUCUGAAGCUGGAAGCCCUGGAGGAAGAGGUUUUAGAAGGAAAUACAAACUCUCACAUAGUGAUUGUUCAGCGCCAAUUAUCUGUUCUAAUAGAGGAACUAGAUGAAUUCCGGCUCGCUCUGAAACACUAUGUGGAAUCAGCAUCGGCUCAGACUGGAUGUUUACAUGUUGCCAUUCAGAAGCUUUCAAAUGAGUCUCGUUUCAUACUUUAUGAAUUUUGGGAAAGUAGCAACAUCUGGAAAAACCAUCUUCAAAGUAAUUAUAGCAAAACCUUUCAAAGAAGUAAUGUCGACUUUCUGGAAACUCCAGAGCUAAUGACAACCAUGCUAGUACCUGCUUCGUGGUGGGUACUGAAUAACAACUAAGUGAACUCUCUCCCAACCUUCUGUGGACCGGCGGUAGAUGUUCAAAAUUGUAAAAAAAAAUACAAUCUGUACUACUAUAUAUAACUACAUGUAAUAUUUGGAUAAACAUUGUAACCUGCAUAGUGCAGUGAGAACAAACGCUGUGACAUGCUGUGUGCAUACGUAUAAUCAACAACAUGAUCCACCAAACGUGGUACAGUAAUUUGUGUAAUUAAAGUGAGGAGAUGCACUAAAGCAGGCUUCCCCAAACUCCGGCCCUCCAGAUGUUGCUGAACUACAACUCCCAUGAUUCUCAGUCUAUCUAUCUAAUUCAUAGAAUCAUGGGAGUUGUAGUUCAGCAACAUCUGGAGGGCCGGAGUUUGGGGAAGCCUGCACUAAAGUAUAGCUUUCUAUACGAAAAAGAAAAAUCGAGGUUUUCAUUUAUAAUUCAUGGGUUUGUCUGUCUCACUGUAAAUAUCCAUUCCCAUAGUUAGAACUGUCCGAACUCCGCCAGUAUUCUUGAAGAUACAGCACUAAAUGAACCUUCACUUUCCAGGAUUUUGUAAUUUUAUGUUACCUUACCCAUACAUAGCAGAUAUGUGUUUGCGAUGUCUGAAAAAUAAAAUUAAAUGUAAAAAUUCUCAUAUUUCUAUUGUGAAACUGAAUGCGCUCAUCUUUACUUACUUUCAUCCACCAUUAAAAGACUUGUCAUCUGGACCUGUCAGUUGACGUAGUGAGUGGAAGAAUAGAAUUGUGCCAUGGCUGUUCCUGGAUUGUGAUGCCAAUUGCUAAAUCUUUAAUAUACAUUUCAAAGAAAACUAUCACAUGAAAAAAAGUCAACAUGUGAUAUAAGUGAUUUUCAAUAUUGUAAUUGAAUAAACACUCCCAGCACCAUAUUUAGAUUGGUGUGUCAUCUUAUCUGGGACCCCUGUGUGCCUGCAUCACCUUGGCUUCUGAUGCGUAAUGUCUUCACUGAGCUAAGCAGGUCCAAGACAGGACCUCAGUCUGGUUGAAAGCACUCACUUGGUAUUCUCAACCCUUGAGAGAACUCUUGCACUGCUCUGCAUAGCUCAAUGGAGUUAACCAGAUUGCCAUGCAAAGACAAUCUGGAUGCAGGGCUGAGACCUAGGUAAGUUGUCGAACCAUUAUAGAACAAUUUGACAAAUUACUCUGGGAGGGCACCAGGCACUCAUAGCACCAUUAUCACUAAAGCAGGCCUGUUCUGGUUCUAGUGCUUGGAGUAGUUAUUUAAAUAGAUUUUCUCACUCCCCUGGGUGGUAUAUUUAUUCCUCAUUCUCAGAUCCUCUACCAGAGGACUAGAAGUCGUAGGGUUCUGCACAGUAUCUUCUGGAUAGCGAUCUCACAGCCCUGAGUGCUCCUAUCACAACUGGGACUACUACGGCCUUCUCUUUCCACAUCCUUUCUAGCUCUUCUUUCAGAUUAAAAUAAAAACACAAGAAAAAAAACCUUGAAAAGGAAACAGACGAAAAAAAAAAAAAAAUUAUGCCACCCCCAUCCUGCCCUACCUAAAGAUUGUAAAAUCUUACCUUUAUUCCAGUCCUCUGCUGCUGUCUCUGUCCAAGAUCUGCCUAAGAAGUGAUCUCAGCAAAACACAAGUAUUGGAUUGUCAAUUCUGAUCUCAGCCAAGAAGGCAGAUCAGGGGCCAUUAAACUGUAGUUGUUCUGAUUGAUAUAUUGUCCCUUUAACUCUAAGAAAUGAUGUUGGAUGUCCUCAUGCUAUGCAUGAGGAUGUCUAGAGGCUCCAAAAUAAGUGCAUGAAUGCAGGAGCAAAUGUGUAGUGGAUCAGGUGUUUUUGUGUGAAGGAUCAGUAUUGUAUAUCUAUACAAUAUUCAUCAACAUAAUAACGUGCACUUUAGUUAAUUUCACUCAGAUUUCAACAUGCAUGUCCCAUUACCAUGAAAACCUUUAUGCGAAUAUCGUAAAACUAAACUAAUCCUACCCACAGCAGCAGAUUUACACUAUAUGCUGGCAGGUCCCUUCUCAAUGAAUGAUACAGAAACCCAAGAUAAACACUUUGGAUGUCAUUAUGCCUCUUCUGUGAGUUUUAGCUGAUCUCUCUAGGCACAGGUAAGGGGACUACAUCUGGAGUACGCUUAACGUAAGGAACCCUAAUAAUAUGUAAGCAAGCACAAACAGAAUUUAUUAGAACACUGUGUAUUCACACAUAGGAGAGGUGAAAUGUUUAGGGAAAGGGCACAAAGUGAUAUUGGAAGGGAAGGCGGUGAGCUAGUGAGGGUGGUUGAAGUGUCAUGGAGGAGCACUGGUGUGCAGCCUCCCUCCAUCUCAUGACUCCCCUAAUUGCUUAUUUCUCCAUGUGAUUACCCCUCAGCUAUGAGGUGCAAGGGGACCUUAUUUCUUGGAAAGAAUUGCCAUGGUGCACACAACUUAAGCUUAUAUAGCAAAUUUCACACAUACAUUGAAUUAGAAAUUAUUAUUAUUAUUUUUUUAAAUGCUGUUCAAUUAUUUAUUCAGAAAUUUUACAUUACUGCUUGUUAUAUAAAAAGUAAUAGCUUAUGCCGAUUUUCAUAAUAGCCUUUUAAUUUGUAUGUGAGAACAUAUCUGUGAGUUCAAGGCCAAAUGGAUAAUAUUCUAGGACUACCUGCCUGUAGGUGUAAAAUGUCACAAGAUGAGUGCUGUGUCCUUGUCCAGAUCUUGCCCAGUACCGGUCAGAACCUCUGAAACGUGAAAAUUUUAAGUUACCUCUGUUAGUAAUAUUUUUUUGUGAGUGCUACUUACAUGUAUUGUGUUAACAUUGGAUAUAAAAAUAAAUAUCUAUAUCACAUAGCUUUCAAUAUUACCCAUGACAUGUUAGAAGUUAGAAAAUAUUUGCCAUUAUACAUCAGCAAUGCAAAGUACUGACAUAUGUAUUUGAGGUUAUAUGUCAUUAUAUAUGUUUUGCAUAUUCGUUCCAAUUAUUGUUUAAUUGUUUUGUUUUAAAUAGGGUUACUACAUGUGUGUUCACAUGUGUUAUAUGAACACCAUGAACAGUGUCCAGUGGGCAUCUACAGAUCUUCAUUGGAUUUCUUUGUCUGUCUUUUGCAAUUAUAAACAAAGUUAAUGUACUAAAAUGUUCACAAUUGAGGAAGUGGUCUCUUACUCAGCCAUAUAGACAAUGCAUAUUCCAUUAGAUACGAAAACUAGAAACAGUCUAUAUCGCAAGAAUACAAAAUUCAAUAAUAUAUUAAUAAUUCAAUUGUUAUGAACUAUGCUCUGAAGUAUGUUAUAUACACACACAAACACAAUGCUUUUGUAAUUUCGUUUUUGGUGGUCCUAUGAAUUAAAACACCCUAUACAAACAAACCAGCUAUGCCAUUGUUCCUAUAGCCUGUUUUUGCAGGUCAUUAGCUUCAAGUUUAGUUGUGAUUGACAAACCACUUGCAAAGUGUAGAACAAAAUGUUGUGGGUAA